Messenger RNA from Meloidogyne enterolobii, 1865 nucleotides. Lineage: Eukaryota; Metazoa; Nematoda; Chromadorea; Rhabditida; Meloidogynidae. The record is from the annotation of a GenBank genome assembly.
AUUUUUUAAAAAAGAAAAUUUAAAUUCUGUGCCUUUUGACAUCAAAAAAACUCUGCUAAAAAUGACUGGAAUAAAUAAUAACCAACAAGAAGUGUCCGAAUCGCAAACAAAAAAUAAAAGAGAACAACAACAAAAUUCGGAAAAUGAAAGGACUGAGUCUAUUUGCACAGAGGAGGAAGCUUUGGAUUAUAUGGUGGCUAUUCCUGAAACUGAUGGAGAGUCAAUUUUUAGUUUGAGGAAACUUUGGGCAUUUACUGGGCCUGGUUUUUUGAUGAGCAUUGCUUAUUUGGAUCCAGGAAAUAUCGAGUCAGAUUUGCAGUCUGGAACUGUUGCUAGAUACAAACUUCUUUGGGUACUUCUGAUGGCUCAUAUUCUUGGAUUUUUUUUGCAGCGGUUAUCGGCUCGUCUGGGUGUUGUUUCAGGGAAAAAUAUGGCGGAGAUGGCCUACGAAUUCUAUCCAAAAUUUCCACGUCUCCUUCUCUGGUCAAUGAUUGAAAUUGCAAUUAUAUGUUUAAUUCCUCUAUUUGUUGGUGUUUUAAUCACCAUGGUUGACACCUUCACUUUUUUACUUAUUGACCGUUACGGGUUUCGAAAAUUGGAAUUUAUUUUUGCUCUUUUAAUUGCUACAAUGGCUAUAACUUUUGGAUUUGAGUUUUUUGUUGUAAAACCAGACAUUGUUGAUUUAAUUUCUGGCACUUUACUUCCUUAUUGCCCCGAUUGUGGCAGAAAAGAAUUUUUGCAAGCAAUAAGUGUUGUUGGAGCAGUUAUAAUGCCACAUAACCUUUAUUUGCAUUCCGCUUUAGUAAAAAGUCGAAAAAUUGAUAGAAGUCAACGCAGAAAUAUUUCAGAAGCAAAUCUUUACUAUUUUAUUGAAUGUGUAAUAGCUCUAACUUGUAGUUUCUUCAUCAAUCUUUUUGUUGUUUCUGUAUUUGCACAUGGACUUUAUGGAAAAACGAAUGCAGAUAUUUUCAAAAGCUGCGAGGGCCAAAGCACAAUUCCCGAUAGACAACUUUUUCCAAACAAUACAGACCCUGUAGAGGCUGAUAUUUACAAAGGAGGAAUUUUUCUUGGCUGUCAAUUUGGAUUAACUGCUCUAUAUGUUUGGGGUGUUGGAAUUAUGGCUGCUGGUCAGAGCAGUACAAUGACAGGCACAUACGCUGGUCAAUUCACCAUGGAAGGCUUUUUACAAAUCAAAUGGCCCCGUUGGAGGAGAGUUUUAUUUACCCGUUCAAUAGCAAUUGUGCCAACAUUAUCGCUUGCCUUAAAAACCCAAGGAGUGCAAAAUUUAACGGGUAUGAAUGAUUUAUUAAAUUGUGUCCAAAUGAUUCAAUUACCUUUUGCUUUAUUACCAAUAAUUACAUUUACUGCACAUCGAAAAAUAAUGUUUGAUUUUUGUACAACAUUAACUGGACAAGUAUUUGCAUUUUUUACUUCACUUUUAGUAAUUGCAAUUAAUUUAUAUUUUUCUUUUGAUUAUAUAAUGGCUGAAUUAGAGGGAACUUGGAUGGCUUGGAUAAUGUUAAUUGGCCCUGGAAGUAUUUAUAUAACAUUUGUUUUGUAUUUGAUUAUUACGGUUUGUUUAAAAUUUAUUUUUAGAGUUCAUAGUGAAAACGCCUAUUCGCGAUUUUCUUAUGCAAAUGUGCAGCUGCGUAUGUACACUCUCACAUUGUGUUUAACAAAAAUCCGGAAAAGUCCGGUGGUGAAAUGGGGAGCAUCAGAGAAAGAAGUGGCAAAAUGUGCUGUCAGCUUCUUUAUAACGCGAUUCUUUUUUCGGGACUUUUCCGGUUUUUUAUUAGGCACAAUGUGAGAGAAUAUACGCUGCUGCACAUUUGCAUAAGAAAGACGGUAAUUCUUCGGUUCGUACC